This is a messenger RNA of Abrus precatorius (Indian licorice), 1921 nucleotides long. RefSeq names its product beta-glucosidase 13-like. Gene Ontology annotation, molecular function: beta-glucosidase activity. The transcript is spliced from 13 exons. The record is from RefSeq and is a predicted model, not a curated record. The coding region runs from base 276 to 1757 and encodes 493 amino acids. NCBI's taxonomy places the organism in Eukaryota, Viridiplantae, Streptophyta, Magnoliopsida, Fabales, Fabaceae. Gene Ontology annotation, biological process: carbohydrate metabolic process.
CAUGAAGCACAAGUAGUUUAAGCAUGGAAUGGAACCUAUUUUCCCUUCUCAAGAAUAAUGGCAUCUUUUCAUCCACUUUAACAAAUCAUGUCGUCUAAGAAAAUCAUAUAAUAUAAUAUAAUAUAAUAUAAUAAUAAAGUAGUCCUUUUUCCUAUGUAUUUAUCUACCUUUUCACUAGCUAAAAGAUAAAGAAUCUUCCUUCUCUUCUUGGGUUCAUAAAUAUAAAUAUCGAGUUCUGUUUAUGAUUGACAAGUUUCAAACUUCAGAUUUGAACAAUGUGGGUUAAGGUUUUUCUUCUCCUUCUGGCAACUCCCUUUGCUCUUUUUCACUCAGCAGCUUCUCUUAAUCGUAGCAGUUUUCCAGCAGAUUUCUUAUUUGGAACAGCUUCUUCAGCUUACCAGUAUGAAGGUGCAGCACAUGAAGGUGGCAGGACCCCAAGCAUAUGGGACACCUUUACUCAUAGCCACCCAGAUAGAAUAGUAGACCACAGUAACGGAGAUGUUGCCAUUGAUUCAUACCACCGCUACAAGGAAGAUGUGGCCAUGAUGAAGGAUAUUGGAUUUAAUGCCUACAGGUUUUCCAUUUCUUGGUCCAGAAUACUACCACGUGGGAACCUGAAGGGAGGAGUUAACCGAGAAGGCAUUGCAUAUUACAACAAUCUCAUAAAUGAACUGAUAUCAAAUGGACAACAGCCCUUUAUAACGUUGUUUCACUCUGAUCUCCCUCAAGCUCUUGAAGAUGAAUAUGGUGGUUUUCUGAGUCCCAAAAUAGAGCAAGAUUUUGCAAAUUAUGCAGAAGUAUGCUUCAGAGAAUUUGGUGACAGGGUUAAGCACUGGAUUACGUUAAAUGAGCCAGUGCUAUAUAGCACCCUAGGCUAUGGAAGUGGUGGAUCUCCACCCAAUAGAUGCUCCAAGUGGGUGGCGAACUGCACUGCUGGUGAUUCUAGUACUGAGCCCUAUGUGGUUACACACCACCUGAUCCUUGCUCAUGCUGCAGCAGUAAAAGUCUAUAGGGAAAAGUACCAGAUUUCUCAGAAGGGUCAAAUUGGGGUAACACUAAAUUCUGCUUGGGUUGUGCCACUAUCUCAAUCAAAAGAUGACCGAGAUGCAGCAUAUCAAGGUCUUGCUUUUAUGUAUGACUGGUUCAUGGAACCACUUUACUCUGGUACCUAUCCCGCUGUAAUGAUUAAUAAAGUUGGGGGACGUUUGCCGAAGUUUACCAGGAGGCAAUACUUGAUGGUUAAAGGAUCCUUUGAUUUUAUAGGGUUAAAUUAUUAUACUUCAACUUAUGCUACCAGUACUCCUUGCCCACGUGAAAAGCCAAAUGUCUUUACAGACUCUUGUGUUAGAUUUACUACUGUAAAAAAUGGGGUUCUCAUUGGUCCAAAGGCAGCCUCAGACUGGCUCUACAUCUAUCCACCAGGAAUUCAAGGUCUCUUGCAAUACACUAAGGAGAAAUUUAACAGUCCAAUUAUUUACAUAACAGAGAAUGGAAUUGACGAGGUUAAUGAUGGGAAAAUGUCACUGGACGACAAAAUGAGGAUAGACUAUAUCAAUCACCACCUUUUGUAUCUUCAAAGAGCCAUAAGAAAUGGAGUGAGGGUGAAGGGAUACUUUGCAUGGUCAUUGUUGGACAAUUUUGAAUGGACUGCUGGGUACUCUCUUCGCUUUGGACUCGUGUAUGUUGAUUACAAGAAUGGACUGAAAAGGUACCGAAAAAGGUCAGCUUUGUGGUUCAAAAUAUUUCUCCACCAAUGAAAUGGUCCUUGGUACUGGAAGACAUAAUUGAUGGGAAAGAUAUAAGAAGAGUUUGGUGUUUCGUUCUUAAUUCGAGUCGUGUUUUGCUUUCAGGCCACUGUAAGCACUAAGCAGUGCUACUUUGAUUAUUUAUGAUAAUCUGCAAGAAUGAGGUUUCAUUGUUA